AUUGAUUUGGCCACCUUGUAAAGGUCUGGCUUUCCUUGCCGCUGUAAGGCACUUAUCUCCUUUACACUGCAGUCCUUUUUGGGGGCAUGCCGGAUGUCCCAGCGAAACUUCGUGGCAUCACCACCGUUCGUUUGAUAUGUAGCCAAGCGUUUAAAAAAGUCCGCCACUACGGCGAGGCUCCGCGAUGUCCGCUGACGACACCGUUCAUAGCGCCACUACUUGUGGCAUUGGUGGUGGUCAAAAUGAAGGUGGCCACAGUGUCAGCGAUGACAGUGGAAGUAUUUCUGGCAGAAACGAUUCACGGCUUCGCACGUUCGCGCUUAAUUGAAUGCCGUACGCAAUUUGCUACGCGAUUUAAGGCAACGACAGCCAUCACGGCCGGAGCUGUUUCAGAGAGGCUACAAGAGGCACUAACUGAAGCGACAUGUCUAGUCAGAAACAGCCGAACAAAUGCCAGUUACGCGAAACACAUUUUUUUUGCAUCGUGACUUCUUCGAACGGUGGUUAUUUAGCUUAGUGUUAGCAAUCUUGGGAGAGGCUAACUGUCCUGCCACGCGUCUAUAAGUGUGAAAAUAUUUUGGUCUGCCGUCAUCUUCCCCUGGAUAUCUUUGCCGCCCGCGCUCAUUUGAAAUUUUUGUUCAAUUAAUCUUCCGCUGCCAUUUCAAGACUUUUGUUGUUACGCGACAGCGAAGAUAACAACCGAACUCGAUGAUGAUGAGGCGGCUCUAACUAUCUGUACCUUGCUCCGCCUGGGUUUGAAGCACGUGUUGAAAUAAUCGUUGCGUACAAUUGUAUCCGUCUAAAGUGAGCCAUCAGAGGUCAACUAUGUGCUGAAAUCUCAGGUAAGGUCGUACGAUGAACUGUUAUACUUAGCACUUCGAAGUAACAAUUCUGCCCCUGUUGUUGCCCCUGUCGCCUUAAAAGAUUUUUUUCCAAUCGGCCUGCCAUGCAACUAUGAAAAAAUAUAGAAAUAUGAAGAAAAAUAUAGAAAAAAAAUAUCUUCUGCCUUUAAUAAAUAAUUCGCCUUUGCCAAAACAGCCGUUAGCCGCACGAAAGAGUCAAACUGCCUUUUCAUUGCCUAUCUCCAUGGUAACGAUGUAGAAAAUUGCCUGUCAGCUACGGCAAGAUUCCGCGGAACCCUCGAGCUCUGUGUCUUCUUGAUGUCGCUGCGAUUCCUAGCUCAGUUCUUGGAGAACCGAAACAGUAAGCAAAGAUGCAACUCUGCCAUAGGGCGGAGGGUGUUUUGUUAUUUCCAAAUAGCGAUGCGUGAAUUGAAGGAGGCAAACGAUGCCACAAAAAGCGUCCGGGAAGACAGCAGUAUUUUGCUAUCGAAGAGACAAAGACCGUCUUUCGAUCCCGAAAAGAGCUAUGCACUGCGAUGUCACUGCUGUCGCUCGCCGCCUUUCAUCUAGACAUCGUUAAUGGACUCGCGUCAGCAGGCGCUUCCUGCGAUGAACCACACACCAUUGGUCAAACGGACCUGUCUUCCUUCGAAGAUUUAGGCGAAAGAUGAACUGAAAAAGGUCCUACCUUGUGAAAAGACGCAUCGUCGUCGGCAUCGGAACCGCUCUUCGCUCCACAGGAUGCUCUGUUGAAGGUGCUACACACUGUUACAUAGCAAAAACUCUCAUGAUGACUCACGUAAGAACCAUGUGAGCAAAAGCUGUACACACAGUCGCCAGGAAAAUAUCAGCUCCACUUUCUAUAACGCAAUGCUGGUUCUGUUGAUACGCAGUCGUACCAUAUGCCGUUUAUCCAUUACAGCUAAUCCCUGGUCGUAUCUGAUCGCACUUCAUGCAUCGCUGUUAAAGAUUUCAUUUAAGUGUUUAUAAAACUCAUCGUAGAGAAAUACCAAUAAAAAAAAAUAUUCAUAAUGUCUGCUUUUAGCUAGGCUUGAGGAAGCUAAUGAAAAGCUAGUACGGGUAAUUCUGGCAUUUGUUCUUUCAGUUCAUGGUCUGUUUCUGCUAUCUGUCUCUGUGCAUUAACUAUUAGUACCGAUCCGAUGUCUAUAUGACUCUUAUAGACCUUAUCUCUAUGUACUCUUCAAGUAUGGAGUCUAGAUAUUUUCGAAAUAUCCCGCUCAUUGUCUUUGCGUGAAUGGAUUGUUGAGCUGGUUGGUUUCCAACGAGUGCGACUAAAUUUUUUUGAGCCUUGCUCACUUGUCCCUUGAAGGUUUUACCUAUCCUCUUUUCAGCACGCAUCUUACGUCAGGACAACUCCUACGUCUGCCAUAAGCAUUGAUGCAAAGACGAACUCAGUCAUGAGUCCUCCACUCAACUGCUGCCCAACUGUAAUCCUCUAUACUUCAGGCCUAGAUUAAGGUGCAGUUCAAAGUUGAUCUUGAGCACAUGUGUUGUCUCCUUUCCUACUCAAUAUAUAUAUAUAUACGUACAUAUGAGUAUUAGUACCGUAUAAACGUGUCACACUCUACUUGCGUAAGCGAAAGAUCCACAGCCAGUAUAGCGACAGCGCCAUCGUGCGUUUGACGCCCCUGGUGCAAACGAAACAUAAAUAACAGAAUACGGUGGAAAUUUAUCAUCCUCAUCGCCGUUGUGCUCUUCUUCGCGGCAACCCCUGGCGACGGAGUAUAGUUAGUCCAAUUUUGAUCAUAACCAGAAUAUUGCAUUUCAAGAUAGAGUCAUCCAAACGCGUUGCGCUUAGCGAAAGAUUCGCUGAGAUAUAAAGGACCACUGUUCGAUUAUGUGGGAAUAUUUAAAAAAAGGUGGAUAACUUAAUCUUGUGACACGUACGCAAUUAAGUUUCUAUGGCGAAUUUUUUUGUUCGUUCGUCUUGAUCGGUAGGAUAAAAGAUCACAACGCAUCCAUAAAUGUACGCCAUGACUAAAUGACGCUGAUGAAUCAUCACUGAAUAAUGACAGCUACGGUAGGGACCAAUAGAAGAAAAACAUGCUUUCGCCAAAAACAAUUACAAAUAGCGACAGCCGACUAAACAUGAAUUGUUUUUUUAGAAAUUAUCGUAUGUUUAUAUCGAUAUAAUAGCUACGCCUAUAGAAGGUUGAGUCGCGUAGUGUACAGUCAGCACCUCACUCGCGCAUAUAUGGCAACAGGUCUAUCAGUUAUCUAAUCCUAUCGCAUCACUAUACAAUGGAACUACCGAAGUCAAUGGACAGAUACUUCAACGCCGAUAAGACGUCCUUCGUUUCUGGCUGGGAUCUAACCGUCUGAUGGAAUGCCUAACGGCGUUACCGAACGUAAAACCGGUAACACAAAGGACGUCCUGGAUUGGUUUCUUGGUUGACCAGACAGGACAUUUCAUUAGGUGUGAAACAUUUCCGUCCGAGACAUCUGGCGGCUGUCUGGAAUACUCAGUGGAACCUCGACUGGAAUUGCUUCAAUACAAAGGAGUGAAAAGUUAAACAGUGAAGACCUUUCGUCAAUUGGAGCCUACUAAGAAAGAUUUUCAAUAAUACUCAAUAAUAAUAACAUUAACUUAAUUGUUACGUAACGAAACGUCAGAACUGAAUAACUAUGUUGCAGAUUAUUCGUUUACUCUACUUUGCAGAAAAAGGAAAACGUUCUAUCGGAAUUAAAUUUAACGGAGUCGCCUAUGCACUCUAAUGCUAAACAAAAGAACAACUUCUUUCGUAUCCGCGCUCAACUACCUUGGAUAUUAUGCCCAGUUACAAGUCUAAUUCAAAAGUAUACGUAAAUGUUACCUCAUCUUCUGGAAGUCAACUAGACUAGGUGGAGAACUUCUUUUAUCAUAAAGAUUUAAUACGGAUUAGAUAUUUGCUCUACAUAUUUCAUAUAUUGCUCUCAAAUAGUGUAAUAUAAAGAGAAAUUACUGCCUCAAAGAUGGUUCGAUCAAGCAGCCUUUGUUCGCCACUCCUCGGCUUUCGACAUAGCUUGGACCAUAAACGCCUGCCUGGCGGCAGCAGCUCGACCUACACGCGUUCCGUUCAUGAUCUACUGCUCUUUUUAGUCGUUAGCUGCCGAAAGGGUCCUGCCCAUUUCGAAAUAGUGUUAGCAAGCUACCAAGGUGGGAAAGGUUGCAAGCAAAUCCAAGCUAGAUGACUGCUUGCUUACUCUAGCCUUACUUUGACCAGGUUUCCCUAGAGAUAGACAUCCUGUGACAACGUUGUGUUGGCUUGGGACGGUUGGACCUUGUGUCCUGGUGUGGGCAACAAGCGCCGACGACCAGCAUAAUGCUAUUCAGCGGCCUCUUAAGUUGCUCGAUCCCUCCCCUGCUCCAUCUAAUCUUCUACUUUGGUCUCCCAUUUGAGUGCGUUCCCAGCAAACGCACGAGACGCCGACGCAACGGCGCUUCAACGAAACGCCAUAACGUGUACUCCCGCUGCGUAUAGUAGCACAGUAUCUUGACUAACGACCUGCGUCGGGCUCGAGCAGUUGAUUCGUCGGAGGGUAGCUGACCAGCCACUAAUUUGGAUUGCGUAACCCACGCUGUUACAGUCGCAACUAUGUCGGAACUUCUGCUAUCGCUGAAGUCGUUCUUCAAGACCGAGUACGUGACAAUUGACAAUAAUGUGUGUCGAUUACAUUACAAGGCCACAAUGGCCAUUCUAUUGGCCUUCAGUGCCCUCGUAACAGCCAAACAGUACUUUGGCGACCCAAUCGAUUGCGUUGUGCCGAAGGACUCGAUUGACACGGCAAUGCUCGACACCUACUGCUGGAUUCACAAAACGUUUAGUGUCGAAAAAGCCUUCAAGGGCGAACUCGGCAACGAGGUCGCAUAUCCCGGAGUGGCACCUCACAAAGCAGGCGACAAGCUCGUCUACCAUGGCUACUACCAGUGGGUAUGUUUUGUUUUGUUCCUUCAAGCGGGCGCGUUCUAUCUGCCUCGUUUUCUGUGGAAGUUAGCCGAAGGAAGUCGCGUGAGGUACUUGACGGCUGAUCUAAACAAACCCCUACUCGAUCAAGACGAAAAACGAAAGAAUCAACUCAAGCUCCUUGUCGAUUAUAUGGAAGCCAAUCAAAACAAGACACAUUUGGUUUAUUUUAGUUCAUUGGUUGGUAUCGAAGUGUUGAAUUUCGUUAAUAUCACCCUUCAGAUCUACUUGAUGGACCGAUUCCUGGGAGGCGAAUUCUCCAGCUACGGCUGGAAAACGGCCACAUUUACCGAGUGGCAUUGGGAGGCACGUUAUGACCCAAUGGUUAAGGUGUUCCCACGUAUGGCUAAAUGCACGUUCCGAAUGUACGGUACAUCGGGCGAUAUUCAAAAGCUGGAUGCUAUGUGCGUGUUGCCCAUCAAUAUCCUCAAUGAGAAGAUCUACGUAUUUUUGUGGUUCUGGUUUGUUGGAUUAACGAUUAUAACCGCGCUCUGGUUAGUGCACCGCGCCGCAACAAUUCUCCUACCCCAGCUGCGUGAGUCGCUCCUGCUGAAUAGCGUCUGCAAAGAUCAUCACUGCGAUGAAACUGUACGUUACAUUCUGCGUGAAACUGACAUUGGGGACUGGUUUAUCAUGUACCUAAUAGGACAGAACAUUGACCCAUUGCACAUGGAGGCAUUUCUCAAAAAAUACGAAUUAAGACUUCGUGAGCAACACGAUCCCGACGACGAUGCCGUUGUUGAGGAGAAGAAGCUCAUAUGCAACUCAUGUAAGGAAGUAAAGCUGCAAGAGGUUCAUUUUAAUCACUAACCUGUGUGCACUACACAAAGAACAAACCGGGCCCGAUGAAUUUUCAUGCAAAAACGUGCGAAAAUAAGAAAAAAUGUCGAAAAUAAUAAUCACGUCUGUCUCAAACGCACUGCCACGUAAAGGCCGAUGCUGCCCAAACCAGAAUGCAACGAACGACGACAACUGGAAGAGCCGAUCCAACGAAGAGAACAACUGUUGAACGCGGUUGAAGAGACGGAACAUGAUCAAAAGGAAGAGGAUUCCGCCAACAUCCACAAAGUACUCCAAGCCGGAGAUGUCUGAUAAGUAGUUAAUGUUAGCCAGAUACAACCAUAAUAACAACGAAAGCAGCUUUGAAAACGUGCCGACGAUUGAUUAUGUCUGUUUGGGUGUGCGUGUGUGUGUGUGUGUGUGUGUGUAUGUGUAUGUGCGUGCAUUAAUUUCGCUAACAUGACGUGCACUGUUACUUGUAUUACAUAUGAACGCUUAAUACCGUACGUGAGUUGCAACGAUUAUAAUAAGGCAUCAUUGGAUUAUAAUAAAUGCAAAAUAAUUAUUUAUAUGUACACUGCAAAGGCUCAGUUCUAUUUGAUGCUGAAACGCAGUACGUACCGUCGCACGAAAGUCAUACACCCAGAUGGACUCUAUUCUAUCGACUCCGAUAAUUGCUGUUAAGAAGAAAUUCCGUAUUAUAUCAACGUAUAUUUACUAGGCCACGUAAUUCUGUGGCACCCACAUGUAUCAUCGUGUAUCACAGAAUAGAUAAAUGAAAUCAUUCCAUCACUUAGAAUACACACAAUCAUAGCUAGGCGUCUACUGCGAAAUUUGACGGUUUAUAUAUAACAGUACAGUAAAUAAAAUAUUGCACGAUAGGAGCCAGGGGCGUAGUUUCGGCAUAAUAAGCUUUUAUAGGCGUUAGAGCUGGCUUUUACGAGGUCGAAUGGUAGAUAAACAGUUUACCUAUUGUUAUCACUGAAAGCAACAUAGAUAAUAGUCGAUAGGGUUUGACACUAGGCGAACCUUAAUAUCUGAACAAUUCGAACCGAGUUAUAUGAUUGCACAGAAGAAAACUACAGACUAUCGGAUUAUGUAGUAGCCAGAUUCUGAGCACUGACACCAUAAACGAGAUACAAAUUAUCUAGUAUGUAAGAAAACUAUCUGUCGUAAUCUAGGCUUAAACAACUAAGCCAUAUAAGCAAGUUGACAGAAUGAGAGCUCUUAAGGUCAAAACUUCAUGUCGAUUUACCGUAGCUGAUUUGCUCUUUAUUUUUCAAACUUCGUUUAUUGCUGUUGUUGAUUGUAAGCCGGAGUCAACAUGGAACCUCGUGAUCAGUUAUAGGACAAACAUAUGUUUAACAUGACGCCAUAUGCCAAGGUCGGAUAGCUAUAAAACAAUGAACGAAAGCAAAACGAUAUUCAAAAUACCGAAAAAACGAUAACGGCGACCUAUGCGAUUAAAUUUUAUUGUAAGCGUAUCAAUAAUAAAAAAAUGUUAUAUGUUUAGAAAAAGCGGAGCAGACGGUUUCACUAAAAAGCAAAAUAAAGCGUUUCAAGUGUCAAACCUGU
This is a messenger RNA of Varroa destructor (honeybee mite), 7162 nucleotides long. RefSeq names its product innexin inx2-like. Gene Ontology annotation, molecular function: gap junction channel activity. Gene Ontology annotation, cellular component: plasma membrane; gap junction. The record is from RefSeq and is a predicted model, not a curated record. Gene Ontology annotation, biological process: phototransduction. Lineage: Eukaryota; Metazoa; Arthropoda; Arachnida; Mesostigmata; Varroidae.